Molecule: messenger RNA, 1252 nt
Organism: Triticum urartu
Lineage: Eukaryota; Viridiplantae; Streptophyta; Magnoliopsida; Poales; Poaceae
Cellular component (GO): intracellular membrane-bounded organelle
Molecular function (GO): thiolester hydrolase activity
Source: RefSeq, a predicted model, not a curated record
UUCCUAGUCCUCCCACUUCUCCCCCCGCCCAGUUCACCAUUUCUCCGCCGCGGCCGCACACUCCCCGCGGGCCGACGAGGGUGAGUCCGUGCGGGAGCGCUGCGAGAGAGUGCGAAGCCCUAACCCUCGAUCCCCGACCGGAAGCCGAUGGCCGCGCCGUCCCCCGCCGCGUCCCUCCUGCUGGUCCUCGUCGUCGCCGCCUCCGCGGCGCUCGCGCCGGUGGCCUCCGCGGUGCCCUUCAUCGUCCUGCACGGGAUCGGGGACCAGUGCGGGAACGACGGGAUCGCCUCCUUCACCGAUGAGCUCGCGGAGUGGUCGGGAUCCAAGGGAUACUGCAUGGAAAUUGGGAGAGGAUCAUGGGAUUCUUGGUUAAUGCCACUUCAAGAUCAGGCAAAUGUGGUUUGCAAGAAGGUAAAGGAAAUGGAAGAACUUCGUGAAGGUUACAGCAUAAUUGGCCUUUCUCAGGGGAACUUAAUUGGGCGGGCAGUAAUUGAGUACUGCGACGGUGGGCCACCGGUAAAGAAUUUCAUCUCAAUUGGGGGUCCUCACGCUGGUACUGCUUCAGUGCCACUUUGUGGUUCUGGUUUUCUUUGCGUUCUUGUUGAUGUGCUGAUUCAACUGGAGAUAUAUUCAAACUAUGUGCAGGCACAUCUUGCCCCUAGCGGUUACCUAAAGAUUCCCACUGAUAUGACAGAUUAUUUGAAGGGUUGCAAAUUUCUUCCGAAGCUUAAUAAUGAGAUACCAAGUGAAAGAAACAUUACAUAUAAAGAAAGAUUUAGCAGCUUGGAGAACUUGGUACUGAUCAUGUUUGAGGACGAUGCAGUCCUGAUACCUCGCGAAACGGCAUGGUUUGGUUAUUAUCCUGAUGGCGCCUUUAAUCCAGUGCUUCCUCCUCAAGAGACAAAGCUAUAUACCGAAGACUGGAUCGGCUUGAGGACUUUGGAUGAGGCUGGGCGUGUUAAGUUUGUGUCGGUGCCCGGAGGUCACCUCCGCAUAUCAAGGAGCAACAUGAAGAAGUACAUAGUGCCUUAUUUGACACCGUCAUGUGGAUCAUCCAAGCAGAGUAUUCGUCGAAUCUUGUCAUACUGAGGAUAGGUAAACCACGCUUGCGGCUGUAAUUGUGCUUGUUCUGGGUCUUUAUAAGCCCAACCCAUGUCUCUCUGCAUUAUUACCUUAUAAAUACAUUGGCGAAACAGACUGGAACCAUAACGUUGCUGUGUUCGGGGUAAAUAGACUAGCGAGGUUGCAGCAA